This is a messenger RNA of Penicillium diatomitis, 246 nucleotides long. RefSeq lists its product as uncharacterized. The record is from RefSeq and is a predicted model, not a curated record. Lineage: Eukaryota; Fungi; Ascomycota; Eurotiomycetes; Eurotiales; Aspergillaceae. The coding region runs from base 1 to 246 and encodes 81 amino acids. The transcript has 2 exons.
AUGGUAGAGUAUGCGAGACCACGGAAGUACCUAGUCCCUGACCGGAAACUAGGCGACGCAGUUUCCUUCCUUGAGGGUGACGAGAGGGAAGGGUUUCUAGAUCUCGCCAAGGGAAUGCUUGUCUGGAAUCCAGAUACGAGGAAAUCAGCAGGCGAACUGAUAGUUCAUCCUUUUCUUCAACCAAAGCAAAUAAGUGCCCGAUUUCUGGCAGCGUUUGCCGGCGGAUUGACUCGAACCCGUGGUUGA